UGGCGCAACGCGAAUUCCACCGCUGGAACUCGUCAUCAGAAACGCGUAUAUGCAAAUCCUUGAUAUUCCAAGGCCCUACUUCAUAGUCGAUAUCUCCAAUACAGGCAGUUUUCACCAAAAGUCUGAACCUCAGCAGCACGCAACAUAGAAACCACUCGGACACUGGAGCCUCAUUGUUUCAGUCAUCACGAAGGGUCCAAGUGAAAUCGCUCAGUCUUGCCUACAUACCAACUGUGGCCGCAGGUUUGCUGCAACCCAGACAAGGUGCAAUAUGCGCCGAGGUCUUUUAGAUUAAUGAAGUUGGAUUGGAAAUGAGCACGGGUGCAAUCCUGGGCCGUUCAUCAAACAGGCCGUUGUCUAUGUAUGGCGCCGGGCAAACUCCUCAAGGGGGAGGGUCGGAUGCGAAUGGCCACGGCACAGCUGGCGACAAUGGAAAGAAGUUACCUGCGCGAGUGUUCCAACAUAUCGAUGACCUUCUAAAGGCGAAGCCCGAAGUCAAUGUACACGCCCCAAUACGACGACUUGUCCUCGAUGCCGAAUCAUACUCUAAACAAGCCGAUACUCACAUCGACUUUCGCCGACCAGAUCUGGCCUUGCAGGACUACAUAAAGGCCUCGAUUAUUGCCAUCGACAUUAUACCGAGGCACAAAGAAUAUCCCGAUUUGAAGGCAGACCGUGGCGAGCUCCAUCGUCUCUAUAGUGCACUGCAGAAAAGGAUAUAUUCCCAGUAUACCCGCUUCGAAGAGGUCAAGGUGGUAAUUAAAAAAAACAAUGCCGAAAGUGGUAUUCGACCUGGGUCCGUGAAUGUAGUUUCAAAUGGGAUCGCUCGUGAAGAUGCGCAUUCACGGGAGCCUCCCGUUGUUCCCAAAAAUGACGCCCAAGCCGUGAAACGCCCAUCCGGCGGAGACAAUAAGAGCCCUGCGCGUACAAAACCCGCGGUUCAUCCCAAACCAAAUGCCUUGCUCGGAAAGGCAAUCGGCAAUCACCAACGGUCGCAAAGCGAGCAAAUCAAGCGAGCCCCGAAUCUUCAUAACGAAGACCUCGAGAGCCGCUUUGCUAGAUUGCGCGCGGUUGAUACGCAGAGCCAAGAUCAACGAUCAAAGGCAUACCCAACACGACCGUUUGUGAAGACAGGCGCAGAGGGCUUUGAUGGGCGGUCAGCAGUACAGUCAAGCAAGUCUCUGGACAGACCGUCUGGACCUCGCGAUAUGCCGAAGGCUUCGUCGGGGCCACCCCGACCUUCAAAGUUGGCUAUGGAUGUUCUGAUUCCCGAUAUGCCUAGACCGCCGGAUGCUAUCUACAGCCCUGACCGUACGAGUCUCGAUGCACGAAGUUUUCCACCCCCCAGGAUUGCCCCAAGGCCAAGCUUGAGUGAACCACGCAAGCCUGCCACUGCACCAACAACGAGCCUUUCAACCCGCACAACCCCUAGUGUGUCCACUGAUACGCUUCCUAAUGGUCAGAAAUCAUCCUCCCCAAGGCCGCCUUUGGACCGUAAAUUGUUUAAUUCGACCACUGUGGUAGCGGAUGAUCUUGUCAAUUAUAUGAAGCAAUGUCGAAUACUAUUUGUCGACAUUCGCUCACGUUCAGCAUUCGACAGCGGCCAUAUCAUGUCACAGUCUAUUCUGUGCAUUGAACCUAUCGCUUUGGUAGAGGAUAUGUCGGCAAGCCAAUUGGAAGAAAGGCUCGUUGUUUCGCCUGACAAUGAAGCAGAUUUGUUUCGAAAGCGUCAGGACUAUGACUUCGUUGUAUAUUAUGACCAGUCAUCGUCUUCAAACCUCUACGCUGACGAAACGAGCAAUGUGGAAGAGAUCCCAUUACGAGACUUCAGCAAAGCUAUUUUCGAAUAUGAUUACAAUAAAAAGUUAAAAUGUCCACCUAAGCUAUUGGUGGGUGGGUUAGAUUCAUGGGUGCAAUUAAUGGGACCUGGCGCUUUGGCUACUUCGGACACUUUACAAGCUGUCACACCUCCAAUUCCUCACCAUGAUUCACCUAUGCGGGCUACAUCAACUUCUUUAAGUUUAGAAAAGCAGUAUCAAUCAAGGCCACUUACACAAGAUGAAGAAUCGAAGUGGCAGAAAAAACUCAUGGAACCGUCAGAUGACUUUGCCGGUCGUUUCCCAGAUAUCGAUACCUUCGAAAAUACGGCCAGAGCUUCCCAAAACAAAAGUAUUGUCGAAAACAGCAUGACUGACUAUUCAUAUGUUGAUGCGCAUGAGGCUGAGCUUAAUUCUUUGGAAUUCAGGGAACCAGCACGUCCUGCCCUCGCCUUGUCCAAACGAAGCUAUCAUGGUGUCUCGGAGAGUGUCUCAUCUUCUGUUUCCGCUCCCCAAAAAUCCAGUUGGGGAUUGUCUGAGGUUGAUUCUAUCUCUCCUUCAGUUUCAGCAAGCGGCAGAACUGGCCUUGAUAAUUUCGGUAACACUUGUUACAUGAAUUCUAUCUUGCAAGCCUUCAGUGCGACUCCAUGGUUUGUAACAUAUCUUCUAGACGGCUCGAUAGACAAGGCUGGGGCACCUCCUCGGAAAAAGGGGGAAGUAAGUGACCCACCACAGUUGAUGGUCAGAAACCUUGCCUUCUUGAUACGACAUCUCUGGAGCGGUCAAUAUAACUUUGUAAAACCUCAGACACUCAGGAAUUAUAUAUAUAGAAUUUGCAACCGUGGGCAUUCGAAUUCCAGGGUUCUUUUCGGCGGCCCGAACCAACAAGAUGCCCAAGAGUUUCUUGACUUCCUUCUAAAUAUAAUUGAAGAUGAAACGAAUCCUGGACGAGAUAGGCCCGAACCUGCGGCCUUAACAACGGCUCAGGAGCAGCAAAUAAGAAACGAAGGCCAUGCAGCAGAAAUUAAGUUUCAUCGGCUAAGAUAUGCGGCUGCACACCAAUCGCCGAUCACUGACAAACUCCUCCUUUGCACGAUGAAGAUUUUCAAAUGCCAAGAAUGUGGCUGGAAGACAACUAACCACAGUGACAACUCUCCAUACCUGAACGUCAGCAUCCCAGACGGACGAGAGUCGAAAUUGUCAGAUUUGCUGAGCCGAAGGUUUAGCAAGGAAGGGAAAGUGAAGGAGGUUUAUGAUGAUGUGAAAUGCGACAAAUGUUUCGCCAUUCAUGGCCGCAAGACACGAAGGUCGGUGACGGAAGUGAUUACUAGGCUUCCGGAUACCCUUAUUCUCGUUCUUGUCCGCCAUACGGCGGAUAUUCGGAGGAACAAUGCGCUUGUCACGUUCCCUCUGGAUGACCUGGAUAUGGACGACUACUAUUACGACGUCCCAGAUGCCGGCAGAGACAGGCUUGGCAAGAGAUCUGCCACACAUUACCGUUGUUAUGCCGUGGUGCAACAUUUGGGUGACAAUUUGCACUCUGGUCAUUAUAUUACUUUGGUCAGAGAUCGAGAGCGCACGAGCCAAUGGUGGGAAUUCAGCGAUCGAAGAAUUCGUACUAUUGAUGCCGCAUUAACCCAAACCAGUAAUUCAUAUAUCAUGUUUUACCAGCGCGUCGAAUAGUCGAAGCCCUUAUUAGAGGAGGGCUUGUGUGUAGACGAGGAUUAUUGAAUAUUAGGGUUCAUUUUGCAUGCAUUUAUAUAGCCGGGCGGAAACCAGCGAUAGCAUAUGACGAGAGCAGGCGUUGAUUGACAGUUAAUGAGAUACCAAUGCAAUGAUUAAAACAGAACUAUAAUUAAAUUAGAGGCUAUUAUGUACUAUUAUAAUUCACUGUUCGGAG
Molecule: messenger RNA, 3717 nt
Organism: Pseudogymnoascus verrucosus
Lineage: Eukaryota; Fungi; Ascomycota; Leotiomycetes; Thelebolales; Thelebolaceae
Gene: DOA4
Product: ubiquitin-specific protease doa4
Exons: 2
Coding region: 312-3500 (1062 amino acids)
Biological process (GO): protein deubiquitination
Molecular function (GO): cysteine-type deubiquitinase activity
Source: RefSeq, a predicted model, not a curated record